AUGCGUAGUGGGUUGACCUGCGUACUCGGCUUGGCUAGUGUAGCCUUGACCAAUGCAUUGAUUCUGGAGAAGAGAGACAAUCCGGCGGUUCUUACGGUGCCACUGAUACGCGACACGUCGCGUCAGCUUUCCAAGCGAUCGAAGACUGUCGACGUCAAUUUUGAUAACGAGGACAUAGAUUACGCCAUAUCCUAUGUCGCAAAUGUGACUUUCGGGACCCCGCCCCAGCAUUUACUAGCUUACAUUGACACCUGGGGUAAUGGUUGUUGGGUUAAGGGCGUGAAUAACACUGGUUGCAAGUUAUACACGGACUCAUCCUAUUGUGGCGGGUAUGGAAGCUACAACAUGACUGCCUCAACCACUGUCAAAAAGCUCGACGGGAACUUCACAUAUGAUGAUUCCGGUUCAAUGGUGGUUGGAGACUUCGUGACCGACGUUCUGAAGAUUGGUGGUGUCACAGUGGACGCUAUGAAGAUGGGGCUGGCCGGGGAUUCUAAAUUCGUUACCAAUACUUUGGGUCUUGGAUACGGAAAUUCAUCUUCCAUCUCCCUGACUCAAGCGUUAGCCGACGCCGGUACCAUUAACUCCCCCGCUUUCAGUCUUUGGGGCCAGACAGCUCUGUUCGGCGGCGUUAACAAGGCCAGGUUAUGGGGUGAUCUCCACACUUUCCCCAUCGUCAAUAGAUCAAACCUUACCAAAGCUCUCCGUAUCAAUAUGGAUGGUAUCUCAAUCAACAAAACAUCCGCAGCAUCGAAGAAGUUCCCGCUGGACGCAGUCUUCAACACUGCACAUAGUAAGACCUACGUGCCCAAAUCUGUGGCUCAGGCCCUGAAUGCCCAAAUCGGCAAUACCUCCGUUCCGGAUGAUCUGGGACAAGUCAACUUCUCUUGCAGUGCAAUGGGCAAGAACUCGACCAUACAGUUCAAAUUCGGGAAAUUAGUAUUGGAUUUCUACCUCAGAGAGUUCGUUACCCAAGAGAGUGGCAGCGGGGAGAGUUAUGGGUGGUACCCUGAUAGGGAGACGUGCUAUUUCACGAUCCUCGAGAAUAUCAACUUCCAAGACCAGGGAAAUAUCGUUUUGGGAGCCAACUUCAUGAGCAGGGUUUAUGCAGUCUUUGAUCUUGAGAACGACAAGAUCUCAUUAGCGAACCUUAACUACUGGGAUCGUUCUCCGGACGAUAUUGUCGAGAUUAAAUCGGGCAAGAACGCUGUCCCUGGGGCGAAAAAGGACACUGGGGCGGCCAAGCAGGACUCUGAGGCGAAGGAGGACUCGGCUAGUACACACAUCGGAAAAGGUCGAGGGAUGAGCGCUUUGGUGGUCGGUGCUGUUGUGUUGACCCUGAUUUUCUAA
Molecule: messenger RNA, 1350 nt
Organism: Penicillium robsamsonii
Lineage: Eukaryota; Fungi; Ascomycota; Eurotiomycetes; Eurotiales; Aspergillaceae
Exons: 3
Coding region: 1-1350 (449 amino acids)
Biological process (GO): proteolysis; regulation of DNA-templated transcription
Molecular function (GO): DNA-binding transcription factor activity; aspartic-type endopeptidase activity; sequence-specific DNA binding
Source: RefSeq, a predicted model, not a curated record